GAAGAAAAGAUAGGUGCGAAAAGCACGUGGCGAAACACAGAGUCGAGUAGGAAAGGGAACGGAAGUGUGGAGGAAAGGAGGACAGAGCGUGGUGGGAUUAGAUACGAGGAGGAUUUUUGUGGAAAAGAGUUUGUGUAGGGCAGAAGUGACUUUCAAAAGAAGAGAGGAGGCAAAUAAGGUCAUGGAAGAGGGGCAGAAAAGAGAGGGGUAUGUUGGAGCUUUCAUCCCGGAAAAGAUGAGAUUUAGAAAAGGCGUCAUUAGAGAGUGGCCGGGAACAAUGGAGGAGUUGAAGAACGAAGCCAUGCCGGGGCAGGGGCAUUUCAUACUGGAGAAACUGAGAAGAGGUCCAGUGAUAGAGGGAAGAAGGGGAAGACAGGACGAUGAAGAGGAGCCAUUGUUAAUAGUGUUUAAAGGAGAUAAGUUGCCUACUACGCUAUUGAUCGGGCAGGGACACGUAGGAGUGAAGAUAUGGCCAUAUAUUGAGAGAGUUAAGCAGUGUUAUGUGUGCUGGAAAUUUGGACAUACACAGAAGUUUUGUAAAUUGAGAAGACCGCUCUGUGGAAGAUGUCGGGAAGAAAAACAUGGGGUGUGCAAAAAAAUUGAGAAAUGUGUGAAUUGCAAAGGAAAUCAUGAGGCCUUUGCGAAAAGCUGCUGGGUAUACCAGAAGGAAUUUGCCAUAAAGAAGGUAAUGGCGUACAAAAAUGUGGCUUUUGAAACAGCAAGGAGCAUUGUGGAAAGAGCAGUAGGAAUAGAGGGGAUAAGACUGGAGGAUGAUAUGGGAGAAGUGAACGAAAGCAGGGAUUUCCCGAGGCUGACUAAGAGGAAGGUGAUAGAGAUGUGGGAAGGAAAAGAGGUUCCAAUGUGGGACGAGGUGGAAAAUAUUAGAAAAGGCUUUGCGAACGCUAAGGGAGUUAACCUAAAGGAGAGAGUUAAAAUGGGAGUGAGGACCGAGGAAGGAAAUAGUAAGGGGAAGAAUAUUGGACUAGGCAAUGCGUCUGGAUGGGCUGAGGUGGUAAGGAGAGGAGAAAGGAACGAGAUGGAUAGAGGAGCAAGGUGUGGAGAAAGGAGAGAUGAGGUUGAAGGACAAGAAAUAGAGGUUAGUAAUAAUUUCGAGGUCUUGCAGGAGGAAGGACAAGCGCGAGGUAUGGAGGAAGUCGGGGUGAGAGGAGAAGGGGGUAUCACUUGCAGGAGAAGGAUACCGUUCCCGCAUGACUUAGUGGGUGAGGAACCGGAAGGAAAAGCGGAAUACGAUGAAUAUAAAAUUGUAACAGAUGUGUGGAGACGAGAGAGGGAAAGGAAGGCAAUUAGGGAGGCAAAGAAAAUGGCUAUGCAAGAAAUUGAGGCAAUGAAAAAGAAGGCGGAUGACGAGUUAAUUGAGGAAUUGAUUAAGCUUGUGGAGGAAAGAGGACUAAAAGUGGCCUUUGCUGAAGAAGUAAAGGCAAGAAAAUACAGGGCUAGUAAAGAAGUAGCUCCAGAUCCGGAUGAGGACUGGAAUGAGAUAAGAACCCCGAAUUUCUUAAUGUAUAUUGACCCAAAGACUGAGGAGAGAACGAGAAGGAAGAUCGCGAGAGAAAAGAAGAAGGUAGAGGAGAAAAGGUUGGAGCAGGAGAAAUAUGAGGAGAUGGUGAGGAAGUAUCUGUUUGGUAAAGGAGAGAAGAAGGAAGAGGUCCAGAAGGAGAAGGAGGAAGAAAAGGAAGAGUUAAGGACGGGUAAUGGAAACAUAAAUGUUCCAGCAAUGUGAAAUAUAUGAGCAGGGAAGAAUGGGAAGGGGAAGAAAGAGAGAAGUCAGGAAAGGAGGAAAAAGAGAAGUUAUGGAAAGGGUAUGAAGAGGUGGCGAGGAAAUCUGUGAAUAAAUAAAUAAAUAGUGUGGUUAGAGAACUACAAUAUGACUCAGUGUAAGUGAUAAAAAAGAAAGAAAAAAAAGAGAAAAGAGUGAGAUAUGUGGAAUGGACCUGGUUUUAGAGACAUUAAGGGUACGAAAACGGUAUUGGUAUGUGUGUGGUGUUAUGGAGAUGUUCAGAGGAAGAUAAGGUUUUUUGUAAACGCUAAAGCGAAACGAAGUGAAUUAGUUAUGGUAGAGAUAUUGGUUGUGAGAAAAUUAGUAAUGUGUGUGAUUGUUGCGAUUGUGGGAAGUAGGAGGAGUAGGAAAUGUUUGAUGUUGGUUUGUUUAAUGAAGAUAUGAGGAUAGCGCUUUGGAAUGCUAGGAGUGUGAGGAAUAAAGUAGAUGAAGUUAGGAGGGUGGGAGAGGAUUAUGAUAUGAUGGCAAUUGUUGAAAGUUGGCUGUGUCCUGAAGAUUGUCUCAGGAUAAAUGGAUGGCAGGCUAGGAUUGGGGGUAGUAAUAGUAUUAAUGAAGGUGGGAUGGAAACCAUGUCUGUGGUGGUUAGGAUGAAAGAAGGAGAAGUGGAAUUUGUGAUAGGGUAUAGAAGGCCAUCUGGUAGAGGGGAUAAGGGGAUAUGGAGGAAGGUUUUUGGGGGAGGGGUAAUAGGAGAGAGAAGAGUAUAUCUUGGGGAUUGGAAUGCAAAGAAUAUGGUGUGGAAUUGUGAGGAAAAUGAUGCGGCUGGAGAAGCGCUGGAGGAGGUGUUAGAAGAAAAUGAGUUAGUGGUGCUGAAUUACGGGACAAUGUCAAGGAUUGACAGGGCGGAUCAGAGACCGUCAAAUUUAGAUUUGAUAAUUGCGAAUGGGAAUAUAGGGAUGAAAAUGGAAAUUGUUGAAACAGGGGAGACUAUGGGGUCAGACCAUCAGUUAAAAAGGAUAGAAUGGGAAGAGGAAAUAAUGGAGAUGGGGGAGGAGGAAAGUACGAGAAGGUUUAGUAGUAGUAAAAUUGAUCAAGUUGAAUUUUUGAAAUGGCUUUUGGGGACAGAAGACCAGGUGAAUAGGAUAAUGGGAGGGGAGAGGAAUAUAGACCAAAAAUGUGACAGUUUUCCAAAAUUGUUGCAAGAAGGGUUACAGGAAUGUUCAAAGGGGCGGAGAGGAGAAGAAGAUAGAAGGAGGAAUGAGGCUAAUGGGAGGAAAAGGGGGAGAAAGAAUAGGAAAGGAAGAAGAAAGAUUUGGUGGGAUGCGGAAUGUGAGAGAGUAAAAGAGGAGAGAAGAAAGGCUACGAUAAUAAUGAGGAAGAAGCCAAAUGAGGCAAAUUGGAACAGAAUGACAGAGGCAAAUAAAAGAAUGGAGGAAGUAGUAAAAGCUAAGAAAAAAGAAUCUUGAGAGGAGUUUAUAAAGGGAAUUAGGCAUAGUACUAACAUAGGAAUCUUAUGGAAAAGGGUAAAAGCU
Messenger RNA from Megachile rotundata (alfalfa leafcutting bee), 3267 nucleotides. RefSeq lists its product as uncharacterized. The record is from RefSeq and is a predicted model, not a curated record. NCBI's taxonomy places the organism in Eukaryota, Metazoa, Arthropoda, Insecta, Hymenoptera, Megachilidae.